Messenger RNA from Maudiozyma saulgeensis, 1083 nucleotides. NCBI's taxonomy places the organism in Eukaryota, Fungi, Ascomycota, Saccharomycetes, Saccharomycetales, Saccharomycetaceae. The record is from the annotation of a GenBank genome assembly.
AUGUCAAAUAAUGUUGAAGAUGCUACAAAGAAACUUACAAGAUUGUUGCUAGAAAAUCCGAAGAGUAAAGUGAUAUUUAUGGUAGGUGCAGGUAUCUCUACAUCAUGUGGGAUCCCUGAUUUCAGAUCACCAAAGACAGGUCUAUAUCAUAAUUUAUCUAAGUUAAACCUUCCUUAUGCAGAAGCUGUCUUUGAUAUUGAUUUCUUCAAAGAAACACCAAAGCCUUUCUAUAUGUUAGCUGCAGAACUUUACCCUGGAAAAUUCAAACCAUCGAAAUUUCAUCUAUUAAUGAAACUAUUUCAAGAUAAAAAUCGUUUACAAAGAAUAUAUACUCAAAAUAUUGAUACCUUAGAGAGAGAAUCGGGUGUUUCUCAUAAAUAUGUUAUUGAGGCUCAUGGUAGUUUUGCAGAAAAUCAUUGUACAGAAUGUAACAAAAUGUAUAAAAGGGAUGUCUUCGAGAAUAAAUUAAAAGAAUAUGAGAAGAACCCUAAAAAAGAAAAUUUAGCUAGAUGUAAAGAAUGCAAUGGUCUUAUCAAGCCCAAUAUUGUUUUCUUCGGAGAGGAUUUGCCUUCUAGAUUUUUCGAGAACUGGGAUUUAGAUCUUGAAGAAAUGGAAAAGGAAAGUUCUAAGGAACAAUUGAUUGUCAUAGUAGCUGGUACAUCGUUAACUGUCUAUCCUUUUGCAAGUCUACCAAUAGAAGUACCGAAGACACACCAUAGAGCUUUGAUUAAUCGUGAAAUCGUUGGUGACUUCUUAAAGGAACCUAGAAAAUUAGAUAUUAUAAUCAAAAGUCAUUCAGAUGAGGCUGCACAGAUUAUUGCAGAUGAAUUAGGAUGGUCUAAAGAGUUAGAUGCAUUGAUGGAAAAACAUGGAAUCUUGGAAACAAUCGUUGAUGUUAACGAUGAACUAGAGUCAAUUUCAAAGGAACUAGAUAAAUUAACAAUAAAUGAGAAAGACAAUAAUAUAUCUAACAAAUCUAACGAUUAUGUUACCAAAAAUACUCCUGAAAUAUCUAACUCAACUGAUAACGCUAGUACUGACAAAGUAACAACCAUUGCAGAUAAGGACACACCAAAGAAAUAA